Molecule: messenger RNA, 10775 nt
Organism: Eriocheir sinensis (Chinese mitten crab)
Lineage: Eukaryota; Metazoa; Arthropoda; Malacostraca; Decapoda; Varunidae
Exons: 2
Coding region: 2512-3660 (382 amino acids)
Molecular function (GO): catalytic activity
Source: RefSeq, a predicted model, not a curated record
AUAUUUUUUACUGAACUUCAUGUUAGAUUGUGGUAUUUUUUAUAAGUAAAUAUUUUUGUAUAUUGUUUGAUUUACUUGAAAAGGACUUAUGCAUCCAUUUUCCCUAUAUUAAAUAGAGAACAAUGACAUAGUUAUGUCAACAUGGAAAAGGUCUAAGUGCUGAUUUUUAAAAAGGCAAUAAAUUAGUAAUGUCAAAUUACUGCACAAUCAGUUUAACCCAGUAGCAGCGGGGAUCAUGUUUCUUUAUGGUCCCUCUAAGCGAGAAAAAUAAGAUAAAAUCAUCACUCACACAAACCAUUUCAUUAUAUAUAUCAAAGCAUUUGUGAUCAGUUUAUGUAUCAUCUAUUUUGGGGUGUUUAACCCUUUCACUCCGGCUACGCCAACGUCGGCGUUCAACGGCGUCUCUGUAUGGAAAGGGUUAGUCCUCUUCUGAACCUCUUAAUCCUCUUCCAUUUCCUCUUAAUCCUCUUCUAAACCUCUUAAGAGGAAAUGGAAGAGGAUUAAAAGGAAUUUAGAGGAGGAUUGAGAGGUUUAGAAGAGGAUUAAUCCUCCACUUCCUCUUGACCCUUCCCAUACUGUGACGCCGACAUCUGCGUCACGGAUGGAAAGGGUUAAAUCAUGGCACAAAAUUGGCCCGUCGCUGCUACACGGUAAAGCCACAAAAUUGGCCCGUCACUGCUACCAGGUUAAUAUCAGUUGUAGGAAAAUUGUUUGAAUAUAUUAUAGCAGAAAAUAUUUGUGACCAUCUAGGGAAACACAACCUCAUCAAUAGCUCCCAGCACAGGUUCAUUAAGGGUAAAUCUUGUCUAACUAAUCUGUUGUUAUUUUACAAAAAGGUGUGCAAAGCAGCAGAUAGGGACAAAAAUUAUGAUAUUGUUCAUCUCAAUUUUAGUAAGGCAUUCAACAAAGUGCCUCACUAGAGACUUUACUAAAAUAAAGGCCCAUGGGAUAGAGGAUAAUGUUCUGAAAUGGAUCGAGGCAUGGCUUAGAGGCAGGAUGCAGAGGCUACAGGCAAUAAAUUGGAUUGGGCCUGUUACUAGUGGAGUCCCACAGGGAUCAGUUAUGAGUCCAUUACUGCAUGUCAUACAGUGGGACCCUGUGACUUGCAUUUUUCUAACUAGCGAUUUCAAGUCUGGUGAUAGGAUAGAAACAGUUCCGAGUUUCAUAACUAAUGUUCAGAGCUGUGAAACUUUAGAAAAUAUUCCCAUUGGCUGGGAGGAAUGAGUGAGCAAGUUGCGUCAAGAUGGCUUGAGGAGACGUUGUGUGGAGAGUGUCAUGAGGAGGGUGAGCACCUGCUCCCUGAGUUUAGUUAAUUUAUUGGUGACACAGCACUGUGCAACGUUACCCAAUGGAACUAACAAGUCUCGCAAAGAUGGCGCCGAAUGCCCCACUGAAAUGGGUGGGGAUGGGGGGGAGAGGGCAGUGAAUGUAAGCACAUCACUGAAAGCAGACGUAGUUAUAAGUCCGGCCACUUUCACCUUUUUUCCAUCUUCAUACAAAUGUUUUGUUAAACUGCGAUAGCUCGCCAUUAAGAGCUGCUGAGGGAAUAUUGUGAGAAAACUAUUGUGUGGGAUGCCAUAUUUGUUGGGGUCGUCAGAUCCACUGCUCUGUUUAAUUCAUCCCCUCACCCAUGAGUCAAUUGAAUGCAGGUGUGUGAUGCUGCCCCUGUUGCUCUGCUCAGCCCUACCAACCCUGGGGACCUCACUGGGUUCAAUGAUAGGCUGUUGCGCAUCUGGCUGCUCGGUGUUGGCGGUGGAGUGGGCUCUGAGUAUGCUGAAGCACACCAAACUCCUAACUUGUUUAUUCAGUACAGGACACAUGCAGUGUGUUUAACUCCAUUUAACCCUUAAACCGCUGCAAUCGCUUAUAUAAUCAAGCCUCUCCGAUCCCGUGACGCUGUGAUCGCUUAUGUAAUCAUGAAUUUUUGCGCCGUAUGUUUUGAAUUUUCCUGGUGCACUUCCUUUCAAAUGUGUUCUCGUGAUCGCUGGCAACUUAGUCAUACCUUCACCAGAGCCUGAAAUUCUACAAUAAGGCCCUCAUUCAAGUGUUUGUGGAAAUGUAGGAGGUGCCUGGAUACUCUCCUGACCUGCCGGGUAGUAAUCUACCCUAACAUAAUAGAAAACAUAGUAGUGGAAGAGAAAAUGGAGGUUGUCAAGGCAGACUAGAAUUAUGUCAUGUGUAAUUCAUCAUAACUUGGAUAUAAUACAUAACAGUAAGCCUCUUUGCACACAGGUGUGUGUGUGUGUGUGUGUGUGCGGAAAGCCCCGGUUGUCUUGGUCCAUGGUGUAAAUCAGAUUUUUUUUACAUCAUUGUAGUUCAUUACCUGAUUGAGAGAGAGAGAGAGAGAGAGAGAGAGAGAGAGAGAGAGAGAGAGAGAGAGAGAGAGAGCAAAAAAAUAGCUUUCCACCAAAUGAACAGGCUUGAGUUGUCUUCUGUGGUUUGUCGUCCACAUCUUCAGGGCGAGAGAACAAGAGAAAAUAUUACCAAUGUAGCUUCAUAUCUUGUGGUAUUAUGAAAAUUAGCCGCUGUACAACCACCUACACUGAGCAGGAAGGAAUCGAACUACGAGCUUCCCAGGCGGAAAUGAGCAUUAUACCGACUGAGCUACCGCGACUAUGGGAUCAAGAAAGGUUGCAGUUUCAUCAAAUCUUACUUUCAACUCUCUCUCUCUCUCUCUCUCUCUCUCUCUCUCUCUCUCUCUCUCUCUCUCUCUCUCUCUCUCUCUCUCUCUCUCUCUCUCAGCAGAACACAUUCGUCUCUUUGUGCGAGAAGCGAAAUAACACUAAUAAAAGCCCACCUUGGUUUAAUAGCAAAAUUAAACACUCAGUCAAGGAGAGAAAAUUGUCUUACAGGUUAAAGAAAGAACAAAGCACGCCUGAAAGCAUUAGACUUUAUAAUGAUGCCAGGCGACGAGUAAAAAGAUUAGUAUGUCAGGCAAAGUGUAGAUACGAAGAAAAUAUUGCAGCCAACUGUAAAAAUAAUCCGAAAUCUUUCUUCAGUUACAUAAACAACAGAAAGGCGAUCAAAAGUGGAAUUGGACCUUUAACAAACAGCAACGGUGCACUAGUGACUGACAGCCAACACAUUGCAAACCUCUUAAACAAUUACUUUUUCUCGGUGUUUAAUACUAACAAUCUUCCUCCUGCUACCACCAACACCAGUACCAAUACCAGUACCAGUACGAUUGCAGUAACAUAUGUACCACCAAAAACUACAUCAUGGAGUAAAGAAGAUUACAAAAACAUGAUUGAUGACACCAUACAGAGUUUGAGGAGAUUACUUAAGGCAAACAAAAGAGUAAUACUAGUUGGCGAUUUCAAUUGCAAAGAGGUUGACUGGGAGAGGUUUGAGAGCAAUGGUAGUGAUGUGGCAUGGGGGAAUAGAUUCUUAAAUUUAAUGAUGGAAAUUUUGAUGUUACAAAGGGUGAAGGAAAGCACUAGAUAUAGAAGAGACGACGAACCGACAAGACUGGAUUUGGUGUUGACAAGAGAAAUUCACGUGAAGGAUGAAUUGAGGUAUGAUUGCCCCCUGGGAAAAAGUGAUCACGUGCUCAUAGAGAUGGAAAUGGAGGAGGGAGGAAGGGAACAAGACGAGAUUUAUAGAAGCGAUAGAUUAAUCUAUAGGAAAGCAGGGGUGGAAAACCAAGAAGUUUUUUGGUGAAAUGGAUUGGAAAGAGUUAAUGAGUACAAGCGAAGUUCAAGGAAAGUAUGAUAUUUCCAUGAAGGCAUACAACACAGGUGUUAUGAAGUUCGUACCAAAAUACAGAUAGAGGGAGAGGGCUAAAAAGGACUUGUUUAAUGCAAGAUGUGCAAAGGCAAAAGAAAAGAGAGACAAAGCGUGAUCAAGAUUGAAAAGAAACAAAAAUCAAAGAAACAAAGAAGACUUUUAAGGCAGCAAGAAAUGAGUACGUGAAUGUGAGAAAGGAAGAAGAGAAACGAUACGAAAAGGAUAUUGUGGAAAAGUGUAAAGAACAACCUAAACUAUUUUAUAGAUUUAUAAAUGGAAAAAUUAAAUCAAGAGAAACAAUUGAAAGACUGACUGAAGAAAAUGUAGAGAUCGAGGAUCCCAAAGGCAUGGCGGAAUUAUUUAACAAAAAAUUCCAGCAAGUGUUUACCAAAGAAUCAUUAUAUAAUGAACCACAAGAAAACAACUUAGAUGUAUAUAUGGAAGAUGUCAAAAUAGAUAAAGAGGAGAUAAAAAAAACUAUUGGGGGAAUUGGAAGAAGGGAAGGCCGUGGGACCGGAUGGAGUUUCAGGUUUUAUACUUAAAGAGUGCAGAAAUGAGUUAGUCGGCCCGAUGUAUGACAUCAUUAGGUGCUCAAUUAAAACUGGCACAGUGUCUAGGGAGUGGAAGAGGGCAGGAGUGGUACCUAUAUACAAAAGUGGAAAAAAGGAAGAGCCCCUAAAUUACAGACUGGUGUCUCUGACCAGCAUAGUAUGUAAAAUAUGUGAGAAAUUAAUAAAAGAACAAUGGAUGAGAUUUCUAGAACAUAAACUAAUCACAAAGAAUCAAUAUGGGUUUAGGAAAGGCUGCUCAUCUGUGACAAACUUGCUGAGCUUUUACUCAAGAGUGAUGGACAAAUUACUGGAAAGAGACAGAUGGGUGGAUUGCAUUUACCUAGACUUAAUGAAGGCAUUUGACAAAGUUCCACAUUCAAGAUUGCUGUGGAAACUAGAAAAUAAAGGAGGAUUGAGAGGGAAAAUGAAGUGCUGGAUGGAAAGCUACUUAAGAGGAAGAGAGAUGAGAACCGUUGUUAAGGACACUAGAUCAGAAUGAAGAACGGUGGAAAGCGGAGUGCCCCAGGGGUCGGUUUUAGCACCAGUACUCUUCCUAGUCUAUAUUAAUGAUAUGCCAGAGGGAAUAAACAGCUACAUGAGCCUGUUUGCAGAUGAUGCUAAACUGCAAAGACAUAUAAGAAACAGUGAAGACUGCAAGGAGCUGCAAGAAGACCUAAACAAGAUUUGAAAAUGGAGUCAGAAAUGGGAGAUGAAAUUCAAAGUGAAGAAAUGUCAUGUUAUGGAAAUGGGAAAAAGUGUAGAAAGACCAAAAUGGACAUAUAAAAUGGGAGAUGGUGAAAUAUUAAAGAAAGUAAAUGAAGAGAGAGACCUGGGAGUAAUAAUGCAAGAUUAUAUGCAACCAGAAAGUCAUAUAAAUCAGAUCAUCAGUGAUACAUAUAACAUGGUGAGAAAUUUUGGUAUAGCUUUCUACUACAUGGACAAAGAAAUGAUGAAAAAAUUCAUUACUACUAUGAUCAGACCUAAACUAGAAUACGCAGAAACAGUGUGGUCUCCACAUAUGAAGAAACACAUAAUAAAACUAGAAAGAAUACAGAGGAUGGCAACAAAAAUGGUCCCAGAACUGGAGGGACUGACAUAUGAAGACAGACUAAAGGAAAUGGACUUGCCAACACUAGAACAAAGAAGAGAAAGAGGAGACCUAAUACAAAUAUAUAAGCUAUUGAGUAAAAUGGAAGAAGUAGAUAACGAGAAAUUGCUACUAAGAGAAGAACCUUCCAGCAGGAAUACUAGAGGACAUAGUAAAAAGUUGAGGAAGGGAAGAUGCUCAAGAGACAUAAAGAAAUAUAGCUUCCCACAAAGAAAUAUAGAGGUUUGGAACAGAUUAAGUGAAGAAAUAGUAUCGGCGAAGAGUGUGCAAAGUUUCAAGGAAAAGUUGGAUAAUUAUAGAUAUGGAGACGGGACCACAUGAGCGUAAGCCCAGGCCCUGUAAAAUUACAAUUAGGUAAAUACAACUAGGUAAAUACACACACACACUGGACGAUACAGUGAUAGAGAUGAGGGAGAAGUUUGCCGAAUUGGAAAUGACACACACACACACUGGAAAACACGGUGAUGGAGAUGAGGGAGAAGUUUGCCGAAUUGGAAAUGACACACACACACACUGGAAAACACGGUGAUGGAGAUGAGGGAGAAGUUUACUGAAUUGGAAAUGAGGGUGAGGACCUUGGAGGCCAAUGACAAGUUGAAGGAGGAAAAGCAAAAAGCAAAAAGAGGUUGACCUGACUGCAGCGGUGGUGAAAGUAAUUAAGGAGGAGAAUUUGGUGAGAAAUACAGUUGAGAAGAAGUGUGUAAUGGUGUUUGGACUGAAGGAGGCGGCACAACCGAUUAGGUACAUAAGGGAGAAAGAGGAGAAAAAUGUUGUGAAGAAGGUUGUGAGGGAAGUGGAGGAGGAAGGUGGGGGGAUUAUUGAUGAGAUUGAAGAGGUAAUGAGAAUUGGAAAGUAUGUUGUGGGAGCGAAGAGGCCACUUAAGAUCAGAUUUAGGUCACAGACUGCAGCGGAGGAAGUACUUGUGAGGACGUGGAAACUGGUGAGGAAGGAGGAGCUUAAGAAUGUAUGGAUUCAGAGAGACCUAAAUAUGGAAAAGAGAGAAAAGAUUAAGGAACUGAGGCAAGAAGCGAAUAAAAAAACGAGAACAGGACGGAGUCAAAAGAAGGAGUACUAUUGGCGAGUAAUGGAUAUGGGAUUAACCCUGUAGCAGCGGGGAUCACGUUUCGUAAUGGUCCCUCUAAGCGAGAAAAAUGAGAAAAAAUCACCCCUCAUACAAACCUUUUCAUAAUAUGUAUCAAAGCAUUUGUAAUCAGAUUAUGUAUCAUCUAUUUUUUGGGGUUUAUAUCAUGGCACAAAUAUGGCCCGUCGCUGCUACACGGUAGAGCCACAGAUUUGGCCCAUCGCUGCUACCGGGUUAAGGAAGUGGUACAGAAGAGAAAGCAACUAAAAGUAGCAUACACAAACAUCAAUGGACUAAUAUAAGUACAAGGAGAAACUGAUGUGUAUUUGAGAAAACUUGGGCCAGACAUCAUGGGAAUAGCGGAAACAAAACUGAGCGAAGGAAUCAUUUUACCUAACCUGGGAGAGGGGAAGUACGAUAUAUAGAGGAGAAAUAGAGAAGGGAAGCAGGGAGGAGGGGUGAUGUUUUUGACAAAGAAGGAUAUUGUGGUAGACAAAGUUGUGUAUGAUGAAGGUUUGGCUGAAAUGAUUAAAGUGGAAAUAGGAAAAGGAAUGGGGAAAAGAGAGUAUGUAGUUGUGUAUGUGCCGCCUAAGACAUCAUCAUGGUCAGUGGAGGACUAUAACAACAUGCUAGUAGAUACUUAAAUCUGUUUGGACAACAUGAUGAAAGCAUGCAAUAAAUUAACGAUUUUGGGAGACUUUAAUUGUAAAGAAGUAAACUGGGAAGACUGGACAACAAGGGGAAGUGGCAAAGCAUGGGGUAAUGUGUUACUAAAGUUGAUGAUGGAGAAUAUAAUGACCCAGUGGGUAUCAGAUUUCACAAGGUAUAGUGGACAGGAUGAACCAUCUAGGCUGGACUUAGUUUUCACAAAUGAAGGAAAUGUGAUUGAAAACAUUGAUUAUAACUUACCAAUUGGAAAAAGUGAUCAUGUGGUGAUUCAGUUCAAGAUAAAAGAAGAAAGAGGAGAAGCAAGGAAGGAAAGACACAGAAUUGGAAGGUAUAAUUUUGGGAAAACUAACUACACUGAACUGGGGAAAUAUUUCAAAAGCACAGACUGGUCCAGAUUUGAAGAAGCAAGCGGAGUGGAAGAAAAGGCAAUAUAUUAUUAGAGAUUUACAAUAAAGGGGUUGAGAAGUAUGUGCCAAAAGUGAAGGAGAAUUGCAGGGGAAAGAAGGACUGGUUCAACAUGAGAUGCAAAGAAGCAAGGAGAAAGAAAGAGGAAGCGUGGAGAAGGUGGAACAGAACGAAACGGCAGAAUGUCUGGGAACUAUAUAAGCAAGAAAGAAAUGAGUAUAUUAGAAUAUGCAGAGAGGAAGGAUUGAAUUUCGAAAGGGAUAUUAUAGACGAAUGCAAAGACCAACUGAAGCUAUUUUACAGAUUUAUAAAUGGGAAACUAAAACAGCGUGAGGAAAUAGCAAAAUUGAAAGUUAAUGGCGAGGUGUAUGUGGAUGAGUUGGAGAUGACGGAAGAAAAGAACAAAAGCUUUCAAGAAGUAUUCACAAGAGAAAGCGAGUUUGACGUACCUACUGGAAUAGGCCCAAGAGGGCCCUGCCUGUGUGACAUAGAAAUCACAGUGCAGGAGAUAACUAAUGAAAUGGAGAAUCUAGAUGUGAGGAAGUCACAGGGUCCCAAAAGUGUUUCCAACUGGGUGCUGAAGGAGUGUAGGAAUCAAUUGGUGGAUAAACUACACAGUUAUAAAAAGAUCAUUGGCUGAGGGUGUAGUCCCUCUGGACUGGAAAAAAGCUGACAUAGUCCCCAUCAACAAGAGCGGAAGAAGAGACGACCCACUUAAUUAUCGACCAGUUUUCCUUACAAGAGUAGUGUCAAAAAUAUACGAAAGAAUUGUGAAAGAGAAAUGGACGAAGCACCUAGAGGAAAAUUAAAUCAUCACAGAAAGGCAGUUCGGAUUUAGGAAAGGAAGAUCAUGCCUGACAAACUUGGUGUGUUUCUAUUCAAGGGUGAUAGAUGUUGUGCAGGAGAGAGAUGGAUGGGCUGACGCUGUCUACCUGGACUUGAAAAAGGCCUUUGAUAAGGUGCCGCAUAGGAAGUUGAUGUGGAAGCUGAAGACAGUGGGUAAAUUAGGAGGAGGACUUCUAAAGUGGAUGGAGGAUUCUCUGAAGAACAGAAUAAUGAGAACAACUAUUAGAGACAGGAAAUCAAGUUGGAAAAAUGUCAUGAGUGGAGUUCUGCAAGGCUCUGUGUUGGCCCAAAUUAUGUUUGCAGUAUAUGUUAAUGAUAUGAAAGAGGGAGUGGAUAGCUAUAUGAGUCUGUUUGCCGAUGAUGAUGAGAAGAGUGGAGAAAGAGGAGGACUGCUUGCUGCUCCAGAGAGACCUGGACACAGUGUGGGAGUGGAGCAGGAAGUGAGAAAUGGAAUUUAAUACCAAAAAGUGCAGUGUUAUUAAAUUUGGAAAGAGUGGAAUGACAGUAGAGGGACAUUAUUAGUUGAGUAAGGAUAAGCUAGACAAAAAGAAAGAAGAGAAAGACCUUGGAGUGAUGAUCACAGAAAACUUGCCUCCAGAAGGAAAUGUGAAUAAAAUAUCAGCUGAGACAUACAACCUGCUGAGGAACAUCAGAGCAGCGUUCACAUACCUUGAUGAGGACAUGGUAAGGAAAUUAAUUGUGACCUUGAUAUGCCCUAGACUAGAAUAUGCAUCAGUGGCUUGGUCGCCAACACUUAAGAAACGCAUUAGAAAACUGGAGAGGAUACAGAGAGCGGCAACAAAAAUGGCACCUAGUCUGAGCGACCUUCCUUAUGAAGAAAGAUUGCUGAGGCUGAACCUCCCUACAUUGGAAAGUAGAAGAGAAAGAGGAGAUUCAGUAGCGGUGUAUAGGGUGAUGAAUGGUCUAGAGAAAUUGGAUAGAGAUGACCUUUUGAUAAGAGAAGAGAGAAACGUAAGAGGAAAUGGAAAACUGUUGAGAAAAGGAAUUUGUAGAAGAGACAUCAAGAAGAACAGCUUCCCGCAGAGAUGUGUGGGGAUCUGGAAUGGGCUGGAGAGGGAAGUGGUACAGGCUAAAUCAAUAAGUGCAUUUAAGGCCAAAUUAGACGGAAGUAGUUGGAAGAUCACAAGUUGUAGAUCACAAGUAGGUAAAUACACACACAAGACCCACCUCCAGGAGGACGUCCUUUCAGCUUUCUACUCUGUGAAAUCUGUGUGUAUUGCCUGUGAAUCAGUGGGAUAUUUUCCAUGAUCUUACUUCUGUGUCCUUCCCUUCCCUCUCCUCCACUUUCCUCCACAAAUCUAUUUCUUGAUUACAACUAACAUAAGGAAAUACAAUUCAGCAGACAUACGUCAUCUAUGCAUAAUGCAAAUUUCUCUGUAUAUUUAUGCAUACAUCUCAAAAUUAUCAAUUAAUUUACAUUUCUUUAUGUGCACCAUUUAAUUUUACAUGUUUUUAUAUAUAAUACAUGAUGAUUAUGUUGAGUUUAUGGCUUAAAACUUGUUAUAUUCAGUAGCGACAUUUGAAAUUUGGCGUGCACGGUCAGAAUGUUUGAUUUCAUUUUAAACCACGGUGGACUUAAAUUAGUGUUAUUUCGCUACUCACAAGAGGGGACAAGUGUAUUCUGGUUAGUGAGUACAGUCGUCCCUCAAAUAGUAUGGUUUCCAAUAGUACGGUUUUGGUUUUAUACAGAUUGUCAUAGAAGAUUUUUGUAGGAUUUUUAAAUUUCUUGCUCGUCGCACCAAGUAGCCAUGGCGUGAGUGGCAACACUGUUCUACCAGAUUGCCAAUCAUGCACAUCUCAGUCCAUGUGUGUGCACAACAUUAGGAACACUUGUUUUGCCAGAUUGAAACCUAUGUGCUUUCCCUAAGUCGGUGUGUGUGCACAACCUGAGUUACACUUCUCCAUUACCACAUAACAUGAACAUGGGACCCAAGAGACAAGCCAAAACACUUGCUGAAAGCACCACAAAGCGUUCGAGAAAGGUAUUCACCUUGCAGAAGAAUUUAGAUUUAGGAGAAGUUACGUUUUGGUGUGAGUUCAGGGGCCGGAUGUUCAAAGGAUUGUAACUUUCCGCCACUAAGAUCUUAGUAGCCCUCUCGUAGCCGCCAUUUUUUAUCGUGGGUUACGAUCACCACUAAGAUGUAUUUCCAAAAAAACGUACAGAUGCUCGUAGCUCACGAUGAUGCGAUCAUAAAUCUCGGUCCGUUCCAUCCCGCUGUCCAGGAAUGGAACGCAGCUGACUGCUGUUUGGCCAAUCAGAAGAAGUGCCUUUGAGAGUGUUAGCCAAUAAUAUUGCACGGUGUAAAUGUAAACAAAUAGGCUACAUGCAUUUUCAUGUCCGAGGCAUCAGUGUUAUAAGAUAUAUAGA